Scutellospora calospora is the source of this 468-nucleotide messenger RNA. Lineage: Eukaryota; Fungi; Glomeromycota; Glomeromycetes; Diversisporales; Gigasporaceae. The record is from the annotation of a GenBank genome assembly.
AUGAUUUUCAAUCAAAUUUUCGUAGACCUAUUAUGUAUUCUGAUAAUGAAGGUUCUGAGAAAGGAAAAGAAGAAAAUUUAAAAGAGAACCAGAAUUUUUUAGUAGACAAAGAAUUUAAAAAAAUUAUCAAAGCUCAUAGAUGGUUUAAGAAAGAAGUAGAUAUUGUUGAUGAGAAUGAACAAUAUUUUGUUAAUCACAUGUUUUUAGAUGUUGAAAUUAGUAGUGAAAAUUUGAGAGAAAAAUAUAUAAAUGUAUUAAAAGAAAAUUCUGAAUAUUUACAAAGAAAUAUUAAUUUGUUGAACAUUAAUAAUGCAUUAAAGAAAGAUAAGGAUGAUUUAAUAAAAGAAAAUAAAGAAUUAAAGGAACAAAUUAAAACAGAGAUGGAUAAAUUAAACAAAGAAAUGGAAAAAAUUAAAAAGACAAACGAUGCUUUAAAAGUAUUGUUACAGGAAAUGCAGGAUGAAAAUA